AUGAGGGCCGGUGUGCAGGGCAACCAUGAAAGCAUUGCCAAAUCUGCACUCUCGGGCCAGGCACCGCCUGCCGCCGAGCAGCAGGAGGCGGCGGCUGCCCAAGCGACGGGGCUCCAGCAGGAGCAGCAGAGGCAGCUGUGGCACCACUUCCAGAAGUCGGCCACCGCCGUGGCUCAGCUCUACCAAGAGCCAGGGUGGCAGGUGGAGGCGGGCGUGUCGCCGUGGGACCCCUUCCAGCACGCGGCCGUGGCCGUGACCAGCCUCUACAAGGCUAGCGGGGAUGCCCAACGCCAAAGUUUUGACCUGGGCGUCCAGGUGGGCCGCCAGCGGCGCGUCGGGGAUGUGCUGGCCUGGGCGCAGAAUGGUCGCAGCCUCAUCCGCCGCGAAGACCUGAUUGGUUUCCUCUGUGGCAAAGGGCCGGCCACCCCCGCGGCGCCGAGAGCCCCCCGGCCCGCCGCCAAGCCAGCGGUCACCGCCGCCGUCGGGGGUCCGGGCCAGGCGGCCUCAUCCCCUGCGCUCGUCGACCUGCAGCCGUUCCACGAGGCCAUCGCCCUGCAUGGCUUUGACCGUACCCUGGCGGCCGCCGCGCCCAGCCCGCAGCCGCGCAACAGUGACCCAGGCGGCGACGGUUAUGGUGGCGGCAGCGCUGCCGCGUGCCGCAAAAUUACCUUCCUCGACGGCCACGCCUUGAACCCCGCGAAUGCGGAAGAAGUCGACGCCGGGCCGGGAGGCGCCGGGAUCCGCAAGCGCCCUUCAUCUCCGGGUGCCCAGGCCCUCACAGACUUGCCCAGCCCAAAGCGCAACCGAAUGACCUGAACCUGUGGAGGUGUGACACGCUGCCGCCCCGCCACCUCAGAGACGCCAGCCCAGGGGUGGCCUAGAGACCACCUCGCUCCCUUUGCUUUGUUAACAAAUCUUGCCAGUUCUGCUACAAAUGAACUUUCCAGAUAUUCCACAAGACGCCUCUCGAAACUCUUUCUGAAAACCUUGAAUCUUGGCCGAGAACCUUAAGCACCGUAGUUAUCAAGAGCCUUUUCAGCAAUGUAGCGGGUUAAAGACUGAGCCUGGUUUAUCUUGUUCAAGUCACACUUUGUAGCAUCUAGCACAGUUUCAGUGCUCAAUAAAUGUUGGUUGAAUGAAUA
Molecule: messenger RNA, 1142 nt
Organism: Echinops telfairi (small Madagascar hedgehog)
Lineage: Eukaryota; Metazoa; Chordata; Mammalia; Afrosoricida; Tenrecidae
Gene: HAPSTR2
Product: UPF0472 protein C16orf72
Exons: 2
Coding region: 1-816 (271 amino acids)
Source: RefSeq, a predicted model, not a curated record